Messenger RNA from Colletotrichum karsti, 1236 nucleotides. Its product is annotated as ankyrin repeat protein. Lineage: Eukaryota; Fungi; Ascomycota; Sordariomycetes; Glomerellales; Glomerellaceae. Bases 1 to 1236 code for a protein of 411 amino acids. The transcript is spliced from 3 exons. The record is from RefSeq and is a predicted model, not a curated record.
AUGAGCUUCGGAUUCGGCGUCGGCGACUUCAUCGCCGUCUUAGACAAGGCGAAACUAUAUCGUGAGCGGUUUGCUGAUGCGCCCGAUCACUUCGACUCCCUCAGCCGCGAGAUCGAGUCCCUCGCCUCCAUCCUCGAGUAUAUUGGCAGCGUCGAAGAGCAACUCGAAGAUACCGAGAAGGAACAGCUGGCGCCGGCGAUCAAAGAGUCCGUCAAGCUCUUGGGUGAGCUGGAGAAAAUCCACAAUGAGAACACCAGCUUGGACCGGUCGUUGAGUACCACGAAGUUGGCCGCUUUGAAGCCUCGAGCAAUUUGGAGCCGCCUGAGACUAAAGCCCGAAGAUGUCCAAAAGCUUCGCUUGAGGAUCAGUCUGAAUGUGGCAUUUCUCGGUGCCAUCAAAGGCUUCAGAGACAGUGAAGCCAUACAUGCCACGAAACGAGUUGUAGUUUCUAUGCAUGACGACCAAUCCAGCCGGCAGCGGAGAGAGAUUCUUGACUGGUUGACUAUGACGGAUUACGCGAGCCAGCAGCGAGACCACCUGUCGCGCAGACAUGCCGGCACCAAUGAAUGGCUCCUAGACUCUGAAGAGUUUAAGUCCUGGAUAUCAGGAAAGAGCAAGACCCUGCUCUGCCCGGGAAUGCCGGGGGCAGGGAAGACUGUCAUGGCAUCCACCGUUGUGGACGAGCUCCUGCGCCAGUUCCAAGACGAUCCUGACGUCGGCGUGGCCUACAUAUACUGCAACUUCAAGGACCAAGAGAGACAAAAUCACCACGAUCUCAUCGCCAGCCUAGCGAAACAACUUGCGCAAUCUCGUUCUUCAAUGCCGAGAAGCUUGAAAGAAAUGUACGAGAUCCAUCAGAUGAGCAGAACUCCCAUGUCUCUUCAGGAGACUUCCGAUUUGCUUCAAGCUAUCGCAUCGUCCUACCGGAGACUUUUCGUCAUCAUUGAUGCCCUCGAUGAAUGUGAAACGAAGAGUCGCCGAGCACUCUUGUCGGAAGUUUUCCGAUUGCAACAGCGGCAGAACACCAACAUCUUGGCAACAACGAGGCAAAUACCCGAAAUCAUCGAUUCUGACCAUUUCAAGGGCAGUGUCUCUGUGCAAGUUUCAGCUCUCGACGCCGAUGUAUCAAGAUAUAUUUCGAGUCGCAUACCCGAUAUGCAGAGCUUUGUUCAAAAACGUAGCGAGCUUCAAGAGGAGAUCAAAAGAGGCAUUUUGGGAAGCAUCAAUGGGAUGUAA